This is a messenger RNA of Nicrophorus vespilloides, 769 nucleotides long. Its product is annotated as trypsin-7-like. Gene Ontology annotation, molecular function: serine-type endopeptidase activity. The record is from RefSeq and is a predicted model, not a curated record. Gene Ontology annotation, biological process: proteolysis. The coding region runs from base 2 to 769 and encodes 255 amino acids. The transcript is spliced from 4 exons. Lineage: Eukaryota; Metazoa; Arthropoda; Insecta; Coleoptera; Silphidae.
CAUGUGGUACGUCACAUCAACUGCUUCCUUUUUUACUCUAAUUGUAGCUGGUCAGGCUUUCCUACCUCAGUUAGGAAGCAGGAUUAUAGGUGGGGAAUCCUACGACAUCGAAGAUGUUCCAUAUCAAUUGUCCUUGGAGUAUUUAGGAAGCCAUAUUUGCGGAGCUUCUAUACUGAGCAAAAGUUUCGCAAUAACAGCAGCUCAUUGCACAUAUGGAGUACGUGCUGCGCAACUUAAAGUUCGAGCCGGAUCUGGUAUUGUGGAACAUGGAGGUCAGCUAAUCCCAAUAUCAAGAAUCCAUCAACAUCCUGAUUACAACAUCAUAAACUUAGACAAUGAUAUAUCGAUUCUGCUACUAAAAGUCCCAAUUAAAUUGAACUUUAGAGCUCAACCAAUAGCUUUACCUAAUUGGAGUGAAACCAUUAAAGUUGGCACCACUGCAUUCGCUUCCGGAUGGGGAGUCAUCAAAGGUACAGACAUGUUUCCUAUAAAUUUACAGGCCAUAACUAUCAGUAUCAUUGGUCAUGAUACCUGUCAACUGCUCUAUGAGAACGAAGAUAUCACUCGAAAUAUGAUGUGCGCUAUAUCGUGGAUUGGCAAAAUGGACACGUGUCGAGGUGAUUCCGGAGGUCCUCUAGUAUCGAAUGGUAAAUUAAUUGGUAUUACGUCUUGGGGUUACGGAUGUGCACGUGACAACUUUCCAGGUGUUUACACAAACGUUCAAAAUUAUCGAGAUUUCAUCUGGAAAAAGACUAAUGGAUUAUUGUAA